AUGGAAAAAGUUGGUGUAGGGAAAUUGUUUAUACAGGAACUUCAAAUAUUCUUUGCCCUUUUAUUAGGUGAGUAGAUAUCUAUUUUAGGUUUGCAACAAUCUAAGGGAAUGGACUUAAUAAUUCCUUUAAUUUUGAAUUUCAUUUCUGGAGUAGCAUUUUUUGUGGCAAAAUUUAAAGAUUACAACUAUGUAAAUGUUUUUUGGAAGUUGAAAUUGUUAAUAAUUUUGAUCUAAGUAUCUAUGAAUGUGGAAAUGAGUCAAUUUUGUUUAAUUAUGGCUCAUUUGUUGGAUGAUGAACUGUUGAAGGGUUUUUGCUUGGGAACAGCACUGUUGAUUAACAUAAUACAGGAUCAGGAGAUAAAUUACAUCACAACAAUACCGAAUAGCAUUUUAUUGUUUUUCAACAUAGUAUCAUGGUUUGGGUUUAUGUUUGUGAAAUGGACGACCACAAGAAGGGAGGACGUGUAUCUGGAGAAGGAACUAAAACAAAAGUCGACUUAAUGUAUUGAUAAGAAUGAUAUGUAGUGAAGGAAUCGAUAAACAAUAGAGAUAUUGGAAGUAGAGUGAAUCAACAGCAAUCGAUGUUGCAAGAGUUGAAUCCUCUGAAAAUAGAGUGUAAUGAGGAUGAGUAGAUUUUGUAACAUGUUUCAUGGAUAUAAAAUCAAUCAGUGUUGGUCUACAACAAUAAGCUAAACAUUGUUUAUUAGAAUAUAUUUUUAGGGAAGUUAUUGAAACAAUCGACUUUGGAUGAAUUACAAACCUAGUAAUAGUCAAAGCCUGAUUAUGAGGAGCAAUUCCUCAGCAGCUAGAUUCUGUUGGGGAGUAAGGAAUUAAUAGAGAUUAAUAACGUUGUCGAUUAAUCACUGAAUAGCGAGUAUUUACUAUUGAUAAAUUCAAGUGGUUCCUUCCUGUUGAAUAGGGUGAAUGAUUAUCACAAGUGCCGAUUGAAAUCUAAACUGACAAUACGCGACCUGACUUUGAUGAUGCAAAACGAGUUCGAUAAGUAGUUUACUUGGAUUUAAAGAGAUGGCGAACGUGUAUGGUGACUCUGUUUGCAUUGAAGAGUGAAGUGCUCGAUUUUGAGAAUGUCCAAGUCAAAGCCUUUGUGAAUAAGAUCAAUGAGAGUUCCUAUGUCUUUUUCCUCUUUGAUUAGAAACCAGUGCAAAAGAAGAGUGAAGAAAACAACCAACCAAUAAUCAAUGUCAUCACUACUUUUGUACAUGAAUCAGUAAGUUAUAUUAAUUGUAUUUUAACUCUAAUUUUAUUGACGUAAAGUGAUCACGAGAACACUCUAAAAAUAUCCCUCAAAUAGAAUUAUUACACACCAAUCAAACUAAUAAGUUAGAGGUUCUUCCUAUUUGUGAAUAGCAUGAGAGAUUACAUUUUCUAUAUCCAAAACUAGUUGUUUUUGAGGAUCUCAGCAUUUAGAGUGAGUGAUCUGGUGGAAGAGAUAGUGAACAUAUACGAGGAUAAUUUAAAGAUCAGAGAUGUGAAUCUAAUAACCUCAAUAGAUUUGAGUGAUAACAAUUAAGUGUUAUUCAGUGAUAUUGAAAGAGUAAAUUUACAAUAUUUAACAAAAUAGUUAAAAUAAAUUUUAGCUUGUUUAUUAACCUAUUGUCUGAAGUACACUUCAGGAUCAUCCUUGAAAUUGGAUAUCAAAAGUUAUACAGUUAGUGGAAUUAUGAUUUCAUUUAAAGAUAGCAUGAUUGCCAAAGAUGAAAAUCUCAGAAAAUCUAUCUUUGUCCUAAUAAAAACUUUGAACUCAUCUCUGAAAACCUCAUCAUUUUACUAGGUGGAUCUAAAUAAUCUAUUAGAACUCUAAAUUUGCGUGAUAUUAUGUUUCCAGUUGAGUGGCACUUUCAAAAGAGGGAUUGAUUUCCUGUAUGACAGCUAGGGAAGUGGGACAUUCACUUUUGUAGUGGAAUCCCAAACCAGUUAGUAGAGGAUGCAGAGUCAUCAAGAUACAGGACCAAUUAAAAUCAUAGGACAAAGAAAAUACUAUGAAACAUCCUUGUCCUUAUUAUUGGGCUAAGACAGCAGUGGCUAUAGAGAAGAGUCAAAGUAUAAUAUCUACAUCAUUAGAUACUACACGUUAAGUCAAUUGUCCAAGUAGUUCUCUAUGAAACCUGGGGAUGGCUUAGAUGCUCACAGUGCGUACUUCUCCCAAAUCUCCAGGAUCAAAUAAGACUCAUCAAAUUCUAGAUAGGUUUAGAAUUCUGGUUCAGUUCCUAAGUAAUCGAAGGAAUAGACCAUCAGCUAUUCUGGAACUUGGAAAUAAGGGUUUCCUGACAUGGUUUAAUAAACAUAUAAGAAGAGCAGGAAUGAAAGGAGUGAAUCUCAAUAAGACUCCCAUUCUGCAUAUGAAGGAUUGGAACAAAGCAUUCCUUCUAUACAUCCUCCUGAGUUCACUCCUAAAUUGCUGCCUUCGGUCAUUAAGUAUCGUUUGAGGUUGACAUGUUGUGCCAAAGUGUUAAUUGUUGAUAAUGAUCAUUACAGUGUAUUAUCAUUACAGAAGGUUUUAGAGAAAUAUAACAUCAAAUGUGACAAGGCCUUCAAUGGGGUGGAGGCUCAAUAGAUGAUUUCGAAUAAAUAAAUCAAGCCUUGUCAUUGUGGGAACAGGUCGUACUUAUUAUUUUUCAUUGAAUUUCAUCUGCCAGUAAUUAUCUUAUAUAUAUAAAACUAAUUUUAGCUGUUAUCGGGAAUAGAAGUUAUGAAAUUCUUGAAGGGUUAGAUGAAAAUAGGAUUGAUUGAUAAAGGAUUUGCCAUAAUCAUUUCAACAUUUGCUGAUUUGAAUUUGAAAUUGGAAUGCUUUAAGAAUGGUGCCGAUUACUUCAUCGCAAAACCCUUUGAUUUAAUAGAUAUAGGAGCUGCAGUUUAAUAUUUAGAUUUUUGA
This is a messenger RNA of Paramecium octaurelia, 2893 nucleotides long. NCBI's taxonomy places the organism in Eukaryota, Ciliophora, Oligohymenophorea, Peniculida, Parameciidae. The record is from the annotation of a GenBank genome assembly.